This is a messenger RNA of Stylophora pistillata, 1367 nucleotides long. Its product is annotated as tachykinin-like peptides receptor 86C. The record is from RefSeq and is a predicted model, not a curated record. Lineage: Eukaryota; Metazoa; Cnidaria; Anthozoa; Scleractinia; Pocilloporidae. Gene Ontology annotation, biological process: G protein-coupled receptor signaling pathway. Gene Ontology annotation, cellular component: plasma membrane. Gene Ontology annotation, molecular function: G protein-coupled receptor activity.
AUGUGCAAAGCUGUGGUAUACAUUGCCUAUGCCACAUUAACAGCGUCCAUUCUCUGCCUGACAGUCAUGGCAGUCGAUAGGUACUAUACCAUUGUUCAUCUCCGCCGCAAUCUUUGGUUCAGAAAGCCUGAACUGACUGUACCAUUUAUUUGGAUUUUUUCACUGGCUUCAAUGUCCAUUUUUCCAACUAUUCAAACCGUGGAAGACCACAAUUCCCAAUGCAUGCUAUCUGUUUAUGUUUUGGGUGAUCCAUAUAAGGCUAUCCGUGGCCUAUUCCUCUACCUUGUGGUGAUCAACUAUCUGAUCCCUUUGAUUGUGAUGUCUUUUCUGUAUACUAUUAUUGCAAGGAGGUUAUGGUUCCAUGGAGGACAUCGAAAUAAGCAUUCGACAGAAAAUCGAGAGCAACAAGAAACCCUAAAGAGAAGAAUAGUUUGGAUGCUGAUCAUUGUUACCUCCGCUUUUGCCCUUUGCAGGCUUCCAGCCAAUGUGGUUCACAUGAUAUUUGUCAUGCAAGCAUGGAAUAUUGAGGUGACUCCUCAGCCCAUUGUCAUGUUUGUGUGCUUUUGGUUUGGUCACGCCAACAGCGCCAUCAAUCCGUGGCUGUACAUUUUUCCGAGCACCAAGAUCGAUACCGCAUUUAAAAGAAUGGUGUGUAGAGAAACCCGCCAAUCGCCUCCGAGUAACAGCGUCAUAACAUCAAAUGCUUUCUUACCACCUGAACAAGAAACUGUCAAGGAAGAGUCAAGACUAUAAUCUUUUCCAUCAUUUGUAACAUUUAUUGCUAAUUUGAGGACUACAAGAAGAAGAAAUCUUGGUAUCAGUGUCAGUAUCCAAGCAACUGUGUGUACCUACCCCUCCCCUCCCCUGACCAAACAUGAACUAAGUUGACUGUUGUUUAGCUAGGGGAGGAUUGGGUGCGCAAUGGCUUAGAUAAUGAACUGAUUGAUCUAAACGUUAGAGAAAUACUAAGUAAGUACCUAAUUGCAUAAUGAAAUUUAAGAUACAAAAGGAGGAUUUCCAAGACAUUCUGAGCAGGUUAUCUACCUGCUAUGCGAAAUGCUAGAAAUAUUAAGUAAAUAAAUAUUUGCAUGAUGAAUUUGUAAAUACGAGAGGAGCAUUUCGAAGACAUCAGGAACAGGUUGUCCUCCUGCUUUGCGAAAUGCUGGUUAUACAAGGUAAAUACAGUUUGCAUGACGAAUUUUAAGAUGGGAGAGGAGCAUUUUGAAGAUUUCAAUCUACCUGCAGUGCGAAUUGCUGGUUAUGUAUUCUGUGACAGGGAUUUUGUAGUCAGAUAAAAAAAGGAACGAAUGCUAUAGUUCAGCUAGUUAUUAGGAGAGUAACUUCAAAUAGAUUGAUAAAGAUUGAUA